This is a messenger RNA of Ostrea edulis (European flat oyster), 2334 nucleotides long. Its product is annotated as toll-like receptor Tollo. NCBI's taxonomy places the organism in Eukaryota, Metazoa, Mollusca, Bivalvia, Ostreida, Ostreidae. Gene Ontology annotation, molecular function: transmembrane signaling receptor activity. The transcript has 4 exons. Gene Ontology annotation, cellular component: membrane. The coding region runs from base 277 to 2061 and encodes 594 amino acids. The record is from RefSeq and is a predicted model, not a curated record. Gene Ontology annotation, biological process: toll-like receptor signaling pathway; immune response.
GCAAAUGAACAAUAAAUGUUUGACAUGGGUAUGGAUGAAAUGGCUGUGCUCGUAUUGCGCGUCCCCAGGGAGGGACAUCGGAGUCAACAAUUUAUCUAGUCUUAUAAUGUAAAUUGUAUGGGAACAAAAUGUGUCCCAAUUCCUGAGUCUGCCCAGCUCUGGGUGAAUACAGCCGAACGUAAUUAUGCAGCAAUAAACAUUUGAACCAAUGCAAUCGAAGAGUUUGAUGGAGCAAUUCCAGCUGUUAGAAAAGGAAAGUGCACCGGCGUGACGAGUAUGCUUUUUAUCACCGUGGCAACCUUGUUCUUUAUUUGUAAUUCCAAAGCAGUGGGUUUUGGAGGAGAUGAUUCCUGUCUGAAGAAGUUUGUAGAGAAUGGCACCGUUCUUGAGGUGGCCUGUGUGGCGCGCUCCAGGUGGAAUUUCUUCGAUUUUCGUCUCUGGUCCCUAAAGCAAAACCAAUCAGCUAUCCAUCUGAACAUCUCCUGUGAUGGGGGGACACUGGUCCUCAGCCACCCGUUACAGGCCGGAAAUCUGACCCAACUAAGGGUAACAAACUGCGUAAAAAUAGAGGGAAUGUUUGCAAACUUUUCGGAACUAGACCCCUCGCCGACAGUCGCGUACACAACAUUAAAAGUUCUGGAGAUUACUAAUUCGUCAUACCUCUACAAUGAAACCAGUAUUUUGCAACAGGCUGAAAAUUUUCAGACUAUGUAUGGUUGUGUGACCGUCUUUCCGCGAGGACUUCGUGUUCUGAAACAGAGUAAAACAAAAUUUGAAGGAGAUUUCGAAGGAUUCCAAAUAUUGGCUGACGGAAACAUUUGUAAUUAUGAUAGUCUGGAAGUGUACGAAAAGUCAGUGUUUUGGUCCAAGUUUGGUUCUGCUAGCGAAGAUUCAGAAAACGAAAUAUUUUACUUUCUGCGCUCUGGAAAUUUCAAGAACUUGCGGAUUGCGAAUUUUUCGAAUUCAAAUUUGAAAUUCAUUCCGUCCCAUUUCACAGAGUACAAUUGGUCUCGUCGGUUUAAAUCAAUAGAAAUAAUAGAUCUUUCUUAUAACAGAAUAAAAGAGGUCCCUUAUCUACGGAGACCACACCACUGGGGAGUAAAAAUGAUAUUGCAACACAAUGAAAUAUCUAGAAUCACCACGACCUUGCUAGAUAAACUUCGCCAGGUUUAUAUCAUGCUGGUGGAUAUAUCCCAGAAUGAUUUCUCCUGCACCUGUGAGAGUGAACUCGACACCAUACUUCGCUUCGUCAAGAACCAGUUAGAAGAACCCUGGGCAAGUCCCUAUGGUUAUCUUGCAAAUGAAGUUUGUUCAUCUCCUCCAAAAUUGCGGGGAAUCUCUCUGAAAUCCCUCAACUCCAUGCUUCUUUGUCCAGAUAAGUCUGUGGAAUAUCCAAAGAUCUCGUUCAUUAUAUUGAUUGUACUCACUUCGGUAGCCAUCAUCUGUAUUGUUAUCAAGUUUAGAAAGGAAAUCAAGAUUCUUACCUACACAAGGCUCGGCCUUCGGCUGUGGAGGAUGCGAAGAAAUGACGUCCUUCUUUCAAAGGAGUAUGACGCUUUCGUUUCGUACAGCACUUUAGACGAGAGUUGGGUGCUGGGGACGCUUUGUAAGCGCCUUGAGGAACACCGCCCCCCGCUGAGACUCUGUCUUCACCACAAGCACUUUAUUCUUGGAGCUUGUAUAUCUGACAACAUUAUAGAAAGCGUGGAGAGGAGCAGACACACCAUUAUUGUAUUGUCCGAAAACUUUCUACAGAGCGAGUGGUGUCUACUGGAAUUCCGCAAGGCUUUCCAUCAAACCCUGCUGGAAAGAACUCGUCAUUUGAUUGUUGUCUUAAUGAGCAAUAUUAACAUGGACACGGUAGAGCCGGAAAUGAAGCAUUUUUUGAGAACUCACACGUACCUGAAACGACACGACUUUCUGUUCUGGGAUCGUCUUAUUUAUGCUGUUUCAGACACUGAGUCCCAAAUGUCCGAGAGAAAAACACCGUCUGCUGGACAAGAAGAGACCGUGGACAAUAUGGAGGAUAUCCCUCUAAAAUCAAAGGAUUUAGAUCUGUGACUAGAGCAUAACGCUCGAGCGCGUGCUGGUAUUCAUUUUCAUUAAUUUCAUGGUAUCACUCGUUCAAAGUAAGGAAUAAAUGUCUACAGAGUUGGGUUUUUUUAAAUGGUGGAAUGGAAGGAAAUAGUGAAUUUGCAGAAAGUGGCCCCACUUUUAUUUUCCUCAUAAUACAAACAAUCUAGACAUAUCUAUUUUGUGAUAAAAAUUAUUUUCAUAUACAUUUGUAAGAUGCUGAGCUUUAAUGUAGAGUUGAAAUAAACACAGUGUUACAAC